This is a messenger RNA of Phragmites australis (common reed), 1013 nucleotides long. Its product is annotated as ABSCISIC ACID-INSENSITIVE 5-like protein 3. The transcript is spliced from 4 exons. Gene Ontology annotation, molecular function: DNA-binding transcription factor activity. Gene Ontology annotation, biological process: positive regulation of DNA-templated transcription. Bases 172 to 918 code for a protein of 248 amino acids. Lineage: Eukaryota; Viridiplantae; Streptophyta; Magnoliopsida; Poales; Poaceae. Gene Ontology annotation, cellular component: nucleus. The record is from RefSeq and is a predicted model, not a curated record.
UUUAGGCACCUCCCCCCACUGCUCUGCUCUUCAGUGGCCAAACCCCCUUGUGGCAAUCCAAAAUUAAUGCUCCAUCCGCCCCUGCAUCUCUCACCACUCUUCUGAUCUGGUCCCCUUCCGUUUCUGAGCUGAUCGCACGUAGGGGUAGCUGACUCGGGUGGGUAAGCGUGGAUGGGAAUUCAGACAAUGGCGUCCCACGGCGACGGCGCGCUCUCGCGGCAGGGCACGGUGUACAGCCUCACGCUGACCGAGGUGGAGAGCCACCUGGGCGAGCCGCUGCGGAGCAUGAACCUGGACGACCUCGUGCGCACGGUGCUCCCGGCCGCUGAGCCGCGCGCCGCGGCGAUGGCUGGCAAGAGGACGGUGGACGAGGUAUGGCGCGACAUCCAGAGCGCCAGCAGCGGCCGGCAGCCUACCAUGAGCGAGAUGACGCUGGAGGACUUCCUCUCCCGCGCCGGCGUCGCCGUCGACGGCGGUGCGGGCUGCGCUGGCCCGCAUUGGCUGCACCAGUACCCGCCGCAGCAGCACUACGUGGGGGCGCGGCCACCGCUCGGGGCGCCGGCGCUGGACGCCGUGUACCGCGACGGGGUCGGGGUCGGUGUUUUCCUCUCGCAGGUGGCCGGCCGGAAGCGCGGCGCGGCGGCGGCGGCCGGCGACGGCGUGGUGGAGAGGACGGUGGAGCGGCGGCAGAAGCGCAUGAUCAAGAACCGCGAGUCCGCGGCGAGGUCCCGGGCCAGGAAGCAGGCGUACACCAACGAGCUCGAGAACAAAAUCGCGCGGUUGGAGGAGGAGAACGAGCGUCUCAGGAAGCUCAAGAUGCUGGAGCCACUGGAGCCGCCGCCGGAGCAUGAGCGCCGGCCAGUGCCGCAGCCGGAGCCGAAGCAGCAGCUCCGGCGAACUAAUUCAGCCACUUUCUGAGCGGCCAUAUGUUGAUAGUGAAAACUCUCUAGGGCGUGGCGUUUGUACUUGGAUUUCUCUGAACGAAGGAAGGAAGGAACUCUCUGUCUGCAGCA